AUGUCUGCUGGAAAGGUUCUGUCUUUCAUGGACACCCCAAAGCUCUGCAAAUUUCAGAGCUUUAGUUCCCAGAAAGCUAGAGGAUUAGUUCCCUCAGCUAUUUUCACCAAACCCAAUUCUGGGUCUUUCCAUAAGCUGCCUUCUCAUUGCUUUGCUCCCACUACUUGUGAGACUUGUUUAAUUUAA
Prunus armeniaca (apricot) is the source of this 186-nucleotide messenger RNA. The record is from the annotation of a GenBank genome assembly. NCBI's taxonomy places the organism in Eukaryota, Viridiplantae, Streptophyta, Magnoliopsida, Rosales, Rosaceae.